This is a messenger RNA of Lineus longissimus, 1474 nucleotides long. RefSeq names its product G patch domain-containing protein 11-like. Gene Ontology annotation, molecular function: nucleic acid binding. NCBI's taxonomy places the organism in Eukaryota, Metazoa, Nemertea, Pilidiophora, Heteronemertea, Lineidae. The transcript is spliced from 7 exons. The record is from RefSeq and is a predicted model, not a curated record. The coding region runs from base 96 to 971 and encodes 291 amino acids. Gene Ontology annotation, cellular component: kinetochore.
GGCUGCCCCCAUGUUUUAGAAAAAAAUGUAAACAUUGGCUAUUUUUGCCCGUAAAGAUCAAUUCUACAGCUCAAGUUACCUUCUAUAUUUGUUCAAUGGCAUCUAAAGAUGAUGAUGAUGAAUGUGACUAUAUGUCAGAUGCUUUCCUUGAACAGUGUGCCAGUGUAAGACCAGGCCUCGUUCCUGACAGGCUUGCAAAGAAGUUAGAAAGAGACAAGAAGGAAAAAGAAGCCAACAUCAAAAGUAAAACCAAGCCUCUCAAAGUGAUAGAACACGAGAAAAGAGAAGAGGGAUUGGGCAAUGCUCUUGGAACAGAGAACAAGGGAUUUGCCCUGCUGCAGAAGAUGGGAUAUAAGGAAGGGAUGAGCUUAGGCAAGGAAGGUAAGGGCAGAAAAGAACCAGUCCCAGUUGAACUCAAGCUAGGUCGAGGCGGGCUGGGACGAGAUGCUGAGAUGAAAAGAAAACAUAUACAGAUACAAUCAUAUCGGGAAGUGAUGAAGGCCAAGCGUGCAAAAUAUGCUGUUCAGCAACAAAAAGAUUUUCGGCAGCGAAUGGCCGGUUUGCUGUCUGAGAAACGGGUUCAUGGAGACCUGAUGAAGAGCCAACGUGUUUGUGAACAACUAGAUACUGAAAAAAAGGGUUUGAAACAACCGUUGGAGACAUUUUUCUGGCCAGAAGCUCUACUCAAACCUGCUGCUCAGGAUGUUGACUUUGGCGAUGUUGAGGAUGAUGAUGAUGACAAACCAUCAGAUUACUACCAACUUCCUCCAGACGAAGAGAAAGAAGAUGAGGGAGAACAGCCAGAACCAGAGGAGGAAGAAUGUAAUUUGGAGGAGCCUGAUCAGCUUGCAGUGUUAACGGAAUACCUGAGAUCUACUUAUUUCUAUUGCCUGUGGUGUGGUAUCACUUAUAAUGAUUCAGAGGACCUCGAAGAUAACUGCCCUGGAGACACGUCAACAGAUCAUGAUUAAUAGUCUGGCAAUUUUCUAAUGGAAGUAAAAAAGGAGGACAUCUCCAUUGAAACUGAAUCAUGACUAUCCUUUGGGGGAGUUUUAUCAGCAAUGAUAAAGCAACAAUCCCAUCAACAGCAUUCAUAGUUAUUUCAUGGUCUUUACAUUGAUAGUUGCUCUGAGAGGACAACUCUGUAGGCCCUUCAUUGUGGAAUACAGCUUCGUGUGACCGAGCAUCAGAGAAGACAUGUCUGGUCCAAGGGCUAACGUCUGAUCAAACUGCCAAAAGUGAGGUUUGUCCAACUUUCUGUAGAGCAGUGCCUGUCAGUGGGAGUGGUCAGUUUCACAUUGACCAGCAUUCAGGCCAGAUGUCUUGUUUUGUUCACUGGUACAAGGCAGCUAGGCAUUUCAUGCAAACUUGAAGAAAGAAGCUCAAAAUGUUCAGGCUGCUAUAUAGUAUUGACUGGUAACAUACAGUUGUAGUAAUCUUUUAGUGGAUGGUUUUUACCUCAUUGUACAUUUUG